This is a messenger RNA of Neoarius graeffei (lesser salmon catfish), 2367 nucleotides long. It is a transcript of the gene cdt1, whose product is annotated as chromatin licensing and DNA replication factor 1. NCBI's taxonomy places the organism in Eukaryota, Metazoa, Chordata, Actinopteri, Siluriformes, Ariidae. The transcript has 10 exons. Gene Ontology annotation, molecular function: DNA polymerase binding; DNA binding. Bases 78 to 2045 code for a protein of 655 amino acids. Gene Ontology annotation, biological process: mitotic cell cycle; DNA replication checkpoint signaling; DNA replication preinitiation complex assembly. Gene Ontology annotation, cellular component: nucleus. The record is from RefSeq and is a predicted model, not a curated record.
UUUAUAGAGGUGGCGUGCGCGGCGGAAGGAUUAUUCAGUGCAGCCGGUUGUGCUUUAAAGGGGUGUAUUGUGCAGACAUGGCGCAGGGGCGAGUCACUGACUACUUCUCACAGUCGAAGCGAGCAGGAGUUGAUCGGGCUUUACGACUGAAAUCUCAGAAAGCAGGCGGUGAGGACCGAGCGGUGUCAGAGAGCAACCCGUCCCCAGCGAGGCCUCAGGCGGGCAGGAGCUCUGCGGAGAAGAGCGCGCCGCUCGGGUCCGUCCAGGAGGAGUUCCUCAGGGUGAUCGCCGAGGCAGUGUCUGCGCCGGAUCAUGCGGAGGACCGGACGGAGCCGCGGGGCUCGGGGAAACCCGGGCCGCUCCAGAGUCCCCGAACCCCGAAGAGGACUUCCACUGAGGCGCAGUUUGAUCUCUGCUCGGCUGUGUUUCCCUCCGCCACGGAGCAGCACAGCACGGCGAAAAAACGGCUCCGGGCCGCAGUGAUGAAGGACGGAAACGCGGUGAAACCCAGUGUGGCGGUUCGGAGAAGGACUGCGCGGAAGAAGCUGGAGCUCUGCGCACCUGAGGGAAGUGGAAAGGUCAGUAAACCCACUCAUAAAGAUUCGAGCAGUGCAAUCGAACACAAGUCGAAAGGCUCACCUGUGAAUAAAGUAAGCAGUCCCAAACAAUCUGCCGCCAACAAGAAAACGUUCUCCAGCGAGGAUGUGGCUUCGCUGAAGGCUCGUCUGCAGAAGUUAAAAGGACAGGCUGAAGCGGCGAGCUCGCCAACCCCGGCACCCGUGUCUGCUCUUGCUGAGCUCAAAGCCCGGUUGGACAGUGCCAGGGAGCUCGCAGCCAAAGCGCGGCAGAGGAAGGAGGAGAGAGUGGUUGAGGAGCAGACACAAGACCACAAAGCGGAUGAAGGUGAGAAGCUUCCUGCUUAUGAGCGCUACCACACACUCGCUCAGGACGUCCCUCCCGGCCUCACCCUGCCCUUCAAAUACAAGGUGUUGGCAGAAAUGUUCCGCAGUAUGGACACCAUAGUCGGCAUGCUCUUCAACCGUUCAGAAACGGUCACCUUCGCCAAAAUCAAACAAGGAGUCCAAGACAUGAUGCACAAGCGUUUUGAAGAGUCUCACAUUGGGCAGAUUAAAGCGGUGUACCCGUCCGCCUACACCUUACGGCAGGAGAAAAACAUCCCGACCUUCAGCGCUACAGUGAAGAAAUCCACCUACCAGCUCACCGUGGAGCCGCUCAUCGAAGAAGAAACGAGCGGCACCCAACCCAUCCUGUCUGCUACUCGUCUGCUGGAGAGAAGACGCAUGUUUCAUCACAACCUGGUUGAACUUGUGAAGGGGCAUCAUAAGGUGUUCUUGGCUUCACUGAACCCCCCUUUAGUGGUCCCUGAUGAGAAACUAACCCGCUGGCACCCCAAAUUCAACGUGGACGAGGUGCCCAGCAUCCCGCCCAGUGACUUGCCUCAGCCGCCACAGACUGAGAAACUCACCACCGCUCAGGAAGUGCUGGACAGAGCUCGUUCCCUCAUGACCCCCAAGAUGGAGAAGGCUUUGGCUAACAUGGCCUUAAAAACAGCAGAGGCAGCGUGUUUAAAAGAGGGUGAAACCCCAGUAAAACCUGCUGCGGUGCCCAUCCAGACCCCCAGCGCCCUCAAAGGAGUGUCGCAGUCUCUGCUAGAGAGGAUCCGGGCUAAAGAGGCCCAGAAGCUGCAAGCGGCUAUGACGCGGAACCCUGAACAGGAGGAGCGUCUGGGGAUGAUGUCACGCCUGCCAGAGAUGGCCAGGAUUCUGAGAAACGUGUUUGUCGCAGAGAAGAAGCCGGCUUUGAUCAUGGAGCUGGCCUGUAAUCAUGUGAUCGCGAGCUAUCGUUCGUCUCUCAGUGCAGGGGAAAUGGAGAAACACCUUCGUUUGUUGGUGGAGUUGGCUCCAGAGUGGCUCACGCUGCAUCCCAUCAGAAAGGAUUUUUACCUCAAGCUGAACAAGAACACAAACAUGAGCCUGGUUUUGGAGAAACUGAAUCAGAAGAUAAAAGAAGAGGAGAGACUCUGAGAACAUGCAGAUGUUAGACUUGUUGGAAUGAUGUGCAAUAGUCUCAGGAAUUUACUGUUUUUAAUUGAAGUGUGACUCCCUCCAGACGCUCAGUGUUCUCGAACACUGGUCUGUAAGAGAAAUGUUUUACAACAGAAUAAUAGUUUGUGCAAAUUUCUUUCUUUGAAAUGAGAAUUUUAGGUUUGUGAAUGCUUGCAUUAAGGAGGUGCGCGUUGAGCUGUUCGAACCGUGCACUUGCUGUACAGCAGCAGGUCCCAGGAGUCUUGAGCAGCUUUAAUGGCCAAUAAACAAGCUAUUUUGAAUUCAAGCUUUUCAUCAAGAA